AUGGAGCUGUAUUCUUUUAUUUUCGGAAUAUUUGUGGAGCUUAUUAUCCUGCCAGCAACGAAGCCGGAUAUUCCUGGAUGUCACUUCUUAGAAACUGUGAAUAUAUCGUCUUGGCUGAGGCUACAAAAUGGCUCAUAUCUAUACCAGGACAUCGAGGUUCCUGAAUACUUGACUGGCCAAUAUGACUACAUAACAACGGAGUUGAAUUAUAAUGAAACUGUGAAGAGCCACCUACGAGGAUGUGUCUGCCAACUUAAGCCAUGCAUAUGGAUCUGUUGUCGCUUUAAAGAUUGGGAUGAACCCAAUAGUAAAUGCACAGAUGGUUUGAUGGAGGAGUUGGCUAAAAUCAAUCCCUUCCUUAACGUGACACUCAUCAAUGGAUCUGUGGUAGAAACGAACUUGCUAAAAGAUUUUAUCGUGUUGAGAGAUCGACUUCGGUUUAAUGAUCUUUGGGGAGAUGAGAAGUACACAUUAUUCGCGAACGGCAGUAUACUGCUCAAUAGUUUGAACAUGUUUUACUUCAGGGGAUAUGACUGUCUCCAUCCAAAUCAGUUUACUUCAGGCAACACAGACUCCUUUGUUGCUGCCUUCCAUCAUGAAUUGUAUAAUGAGAGCUCCCUAUCACUGAAACCAGGACAGAAAGAGCUGUAUCUUCACUUAAAGAAGCUCCGGAAUCUGCACGGAAAGUGCUUCAUCUGUUACAUGACAGCUUCGUUUAUGCAUUUUUUCUUUCCAUUGCUGGAAGAAGGUCCAAUUCAUUUCCAGUUGUGCGUUUUACAAGGUUACACCAUGAUUUAUUUUAUCAUCGCCAAAUUCAGUUGGCUCUUGGCUUUGAGCCAUCAGUUGUGGAGAGGCUUUACAUCGGUCAAUCGAGUUGAGUCUGAAUAUAGCUUCGGGGCCUACAGCACCUUUGCCUGGGGAUCGGCAGCUAUCCUGACGGGAGUACCUUUCCUAAUCGAUCAGAUUUGGGAUAGCGAUCCCAACAAGGUGGAUUGGGUGUCCCAUAUUGGUUGGGAAAACUGUGAUUAUUUGGUUUUCGGAAACGGAGAAAAUGACAUCUGA
Molecule: messenger RNA, 1062 nt
Organism: Drosophila kikkawai
Lineage: Eukaryota; Metazoa; Arthropoda; Insecta; Diptera; Drosophilidae
Source: RefSeq, a predicted model, not a curated record